AUGCAUCAUGAGUUUUAUUUGUUCUUCAGUUCUACAGCCAAGAUAAGAAGUGAAGUUCUGUCCCCUUUUCGAUCUCUUCGGAUGUUCUUUUAUCUUUCUUUUAUUGCAAGUGGCAGUAUAGGAGGACUAAUAGCUGCCACACAGUUAAUUGCUGCACUAACAAAUCCAGCACGAGCAGCCCAAGUCCCUGAACUUGUCAAAGGUCUGGCUAUAGAUAUUGGUGCAGUAUCCAUUUUUGCGUUCCUUUAUUCAAGGGAUAAUAAAGCUAAGAAUGCAGAAUUGGCUAAACUUUCAAGAGAGGAAAGCUUAUCAAACCUGAAACUGCGUGUGAACGAAAAGAGGACUAUCUCUGUUAGUACUUUGAGAGGGGCUGCUCGGCUUGUAAUCUGUGCUGGUCCUGCAUCCUUCAUUGAGCAAGCUUUUAAAACAAGUGAACCAUUCACCGAAAGCCUUUUGGAUCGAGGAGUGCUUGUGGUGCCUUUUGCUACCGAUGGUAAUUCACCAAGUUUUGAUUUUGAGGAGAGUGAGGAGAAAAAAGAAUUAACUGCAAGAAGGAAGAGGCUAUGGCAGCUGGCUCCAGUUUAUGUUUCUGAAUGGUCCAAAUGGUUAGAUGAACAAAAGAAGCUGGCUGGUGUUUCCCCAGAAUCUCCGGUUUACUUAUCUCUACGAAUGGAUGGCCGUGUUCGUGGCAGUGGAGUUGGUUACCCUCCUUGGAAUGCUUUUGUUGCACAACUGCCACCAUUGAAGGGCAUGUGGUCGGGUAUCCUUGAUGGCAUGGAUGGAAGAGUCCUUUAAAUGAAGGACCGGCUUUGGUUCCAGUUAGAGAGAAGGGAGACUUAAAGAUGAAAGUGAUUGAUCUUCAAGUGCUUUGACUAUGUUGACUUGUUUGCAUUGAUAUGUACUAACUUGAAUAAAUCAUUACCUUGAGUAGCCUCAACAUGACAAACCAUGGUCUUUCACGGAUACACACACCCCUUGCUAGGAGUUUGCCUCACAUAAUAUAUACAUAUUUUCCAUAUCCAGUAUGUAGACCAUGGAAUUUUACUUUGGGAUCAAGAUGGAUGAGAAUUCAUGUCUAGCUUA
Messenger RNA from Carica papaya (papaya), 1083 nucleotides. The record is from RefSeq and is a predicted model, not a curated record. NCBI's taxonomy places the organism in Eukaryota, Viridiplantae, Streptophyta, Magnoliopsida, Brassicales, Caricaceae.